CUUCAUACGAAGCUUAUGGACCAUAUGGCAACUAAAUGCGAGUGUUGGGAGUUGGGUACAAAACUCAGAUUCAGACGAUUUGGGACAGUAGAAUCUUUUCAGCUUUCAAAUCCAACGAAAGGGUGUUCCUAUUCCAGCAAUGGCCACAACAAAAUUGGGAGAGCAGAAGGAAGAAAUAUUGGAAGAGUUGAAGAAAGAGAAUUCGAGAAAAAUUAUCCUUGAGGGGGACACUGGAGUGGGUAAAACAUGGAUGGCAAGAGAGAUACAAAAAAUAGCAAUCAGAGAUGGCAUAUGCUAUGCAAGUCUUUGGGUAUCCCUAAAUAUAAAAUAUGAUGACAGGUCAUUUUAUGAGAACAUAGCUUGUCAGUUAGCUGUAUUUUCUGCUACUGAGGAAUGGGAAGAUGAUGACAAUAAUGAGAAGGAUGAGCAGACGCUCGACAGCUUGAAGCAAAGUAUUUUAACAAAGCUUGAAGUACAGAGAUCAGAAAAUCAUCGAAAUAACAAAUGUCUUCUGCUGAUUUUGGAUGAUGAGGGAAAAAAGAUGAAAGAAGACUGGAUUAUGUCAAAACUGCAUCCUGUAAUUCCUGAGAUUGACCGAAAAACAUUGAAAGUCGUAAUUUCUGGAAGGCAAAGCUAUGAUGGCCAAAUUAUUGAUGACACUGCCGCAGUAAUUACUGUUGAACCCAAGGUAAUUAAGGUUGAAUCUUUAUCCGAAGGCGAGUCCUUGACUUUAUUGCAAAGUAGAGUUGACAAAAAAGUUGCUGAAGUAUAUGACACAUUGCCACACAGUGUAGAUUGCUUUUGGCAUAGCAGGCAAUUCUUCUCCAAAUAUGGUGCUGUGCAUUACAAUGAGUUGAUCACUCACUGGCUAAUUGAAGGCUUUUUAGGUCCUUUUAAUCAUGUGGAGGCGGCUUAUGAGGAUGGACACCAAAUUUUGAUGGAGUUUAUAAAUCGUGGCAUUUUAAAAAUUCAAGAGGAUAAUAUUGUUGUCAUGGAAGGAUCAAUGCUGAAUUUGGUUGAUCAACGUAAUCUUGGAUUUGUUGGGACAGCUAGAGUUGGACUUGCUAGUGUGCUUGAGGAUGAUGAGUGGGAAGGUCUUGGGAGAAUCACACAUACUGAUGGAAUGAUAAAAACACUGCAUAGUGGUAAAAAAGGAGAAAAGAUUUACACUUUAAUGAUUGACGGAAGUCGUCUCUCCAGGGAAGUCCCUGAAAUGUUCUUUCAGCACCUGCUUGAACUAAAAGUCCUUGUGUUUUUUGGUCCCAGAUUUAAGCUGCUUCCCUCAUCUUUAUCUAAAAUGGACAAUCUACGUAUUCUUGUUCUCAGGGGCUGUGAUCUACUGGAGGACAUCAGCUACAUCAAAGAACUCAAAACUUUGAGUGCUCUUGAGAUAUCCAAUGCUAGUGCUUUAAAAACAAUCCCAGACAACCUAUUUGAGCAAAUGUCUCACCUUCGAAGUCUUAACCUAUCUGCACUCAGCAUCAAAUCAUUACCCUCUAUUUUGAACUUGAAGGAACUUCGUUGGCUCAUUCUAAGACAGUGUUCUCGCUUGCAAGAUUUGCCAAAACUGCAAGCAUUUACAAAUCUUGAAGUGCUUGAUCUCUGUGGCGCUACCUCUUUCAAAAGGUUCCAGGACAAAAACUUUGCCCCCCUUCAGAAACUUCAGACCCUUGACCUUUCCAAUACUAAAGUUGAACGCCUACCCAUAUUUCAAGAUCGUGAAAAAUUCCCAUCUCUUAAAAACCUCAAGCGGCUAUUAUUAAACUGUUGUGAUCAUUUAACUAGACUGCCCAGUCUGAAACCAUUAUCUGGUCUCCAAAUUCUUGAUCUUUCCGGUUCUGUUAUGUUGAAGGAAAUCAAUGAAGAAUCGUUUGAAGAAAAGGACAACCUUAAAACUCUCAAUCUAUCUGGAACUUCUAUAAUCCAAUUGUCUUUUGACAAUUUGGACAUCUGUGAUCUCAACUUGACAGGUUGUUCUGGCCUGGAAGAACUGCCUUGCACAGAAACACUCAAAGACCUUAAGCGGCUUGAUCUUUCUGAUGCCUCUAGUUUGGUCAGAAUCAAAGACAACUCCUUUGAGCAUCUGAAACUCCUGAGCUAUCUCAACCUCUCAAAUACGAAAGUUACAGCUCUGCCUUCAGUUUCCAACCUCCACAACCUUCGUGAGCUUUUACUAAGGAAUUGUUCAUGCAUUGAGAAACUGCAAAACAUUGAAGGACUUAUAAGGCUUGAGGUUCUUGAUCUUUCAGGUUGCAGAUCUUUGAUAGCAAUAGAAGGUGAACCCUUCAAGCUGAUGUCUAGGCUUCAGACGCUCAACCUUUCUGAAACUAAAAUUAAAUGUCUACCAUCUCUUCAGAAUCCAAGCAACCUCUGUCAUCUUGUAUUGAGAAACUGUACCAACCUCCAAAAGCUUCCACCAUUGGAAUCCUUAUCAAAACUUGAGGUGCUUGAUCUUUCUGGUUCCAGCUCUUUGACUGAAAUCAAAGCUGAAUUCCUUGAACGUUUAACAAGCCUGGAAAUUCUUGAUCUAUCUGAAAUCAAGGUCGAGGGGGUUUUAACCAUGUCCAGUCUUUCCAAUUUAAUCAAUCUCAAUCAACUUUCACUGAAAGGUUGCUCGACCUUAGAAGCAGAACCACGUCUGGAAGUUUUUACGAAACUUGAGGUUCUGGAUCUCUCUAGAACAACUGUUAAGUCUCUUCCAUCUUUGGAAAAACUUAGUGGCCUCUGCAAACUUUUGCUUAAAGAUUGUUCAGAAAUAGAAAAGUUGCCAUCCCUGAAAUCACUCAGCCAUCUGCAGGUUCUUGAUCUAUCUGGAACCAAAAUCAAGGAACUUCCUGAUGGGAUUUCAGAGUUGACUUGUUUAAAUCACCUUGAUAUUCCAGACUUGAAGAUCAUUGAAGAAGUUGGUUGGGAAAAUAUAAAGCGCAUACCGGAGGAACUAAGCUGGGAUCAAUGCAGUAUUUCUGAGCCAGUUGAAAUUAGUUUGGAUGGUAAGAAGAAGCCUUCCAUACUGGUGAAUGGUACCAAAUUUUUCCGAUUUUUGAAGGAAAAUUCCAAGUUAGGGGAGGUUUGUUUGAAGCAGAUGUUUUUCACAGUUUGUCCUAUGAAGCAAGGUGAUGAUCCUAAUAUUUAUCCUCCCAAAGAUGAACUAAUUGACAACAUCUACUUCCAGCUUAGGCAUUUUUCUGGUCCUAAAGAGGAGGUACGGACAAUGGAAAUUCAUGGAUUUGAUGAGUUUCCCACUGGUCUUGAGGACGUUCUCAAGGAUGUAGAAUACAUUUCUUUCGUUGAAAAUACAUUUAUGACUUGUUUGUCAGAUUUUGGAGUUGGCAACUUGAAGAAGAUGAGGGGUUGUUGGCUAGAGAGAUGUUCUAAAUUGAGGAGCAUUCUUUUCAGUGGAACAGAUGUUCUGCUGGGGGAGAAUAUGGAGAUUUUGUGGGUGUCAAGCCUCCCUCAUUUGCAAAGUCUAUGCAGUGAGAAGGUGAACUUGAAUAAUCUUCAGCACUUGAAUAUAGAGUGUUGUCCAAUGCUAGAAAAUGUUUUCGCUUUGCCACCACUGCUGGAGAACCUCAAAAUACUCCAGAUUAAAUUUUGUGAUAAUGUGAAGACUCUAUUCAAGUUUAAUGAGUCGAGUAAGUGUGUUGUUCAGAAAUUGCACACUGUGAGAUUGUUAGAACUGCCUGAGCUGACAAGCAUAGGGGCUGUUUUGCCUUCUCUAGAUAUUUUUGAUCCUAGAGAAUGCCCAAAGCUGGAGGACUCGAAAGAAAGUCUCAAAAUAGGGACCGCAUCUCGUUAAAUUGCAGAAGCUAUCAUAUAACGGCCAUCUCUGCUACUUCUGUAGUUGUGGGAACAUCUGAACCAAGAAGCUUCCCAUAGUGUGAUGGAAGUUACCAGCAGAAGUUAAAUGGUUCCUGGCAUGCUUGAGGUUGGAACUCUAUCUUGAUUUGUCACGGUACUCAUUGUCCUUGCUGAUGACUUACACAGAGAGAGAGAGAGAGAGAGAGAGAGAAUGUUUCUAGUUAUUCCUGUAUCAAUGCAUUAUUAAAUAGUGUAAUGUGGAUAUUCAGUUCUCAAGCCUUUAGUUAUAUUUAGGAAUGUCAAUUGGUUAGAUUUUUACGGGUAUUUGAUCCAAUCGAAUCAUAAUAAGACAGAUUUGGGUAGUAU
Hevea brasiliensis (rubber tree) is the source of this 4164-nucleotide messenger RNA. Its product is annotated as putative disease resistance protein At4g19050. The transcript has 2 exons. The record is from RefSeq and is a predicted model, not a curated record. NCBI's taxonomy places the organism in Eukaryota, Viridiplantae, Streptophyta, Magnoliopsida, Malpighiales, Euphorbiaceae. Bases 140 to 3796 code for a protein of 1218 amino acids. Gene Ontology annotation, molecular function: ADP binding; protein binding.